Messenger RNA from Cygnus atratus (black swan), 3056 nucleotides. Its product is annotated as mesothelin-like protein. The record is from RefSeq and is a predicted model, not a curated record. Lineage: Eukaryota; Metazoa; Chordata; Aves; Anseriformes; Anatidae. Gene Ontology annotation, cellular component: cell surface. Bases 316 to 2442 code for a protein of 708 amino acids. Gene Ontology annotation, biological process: cell-matrix adhesion. The transcript has 15 exons.
AGGAGAUAAGGGCUGCACCGCUCCCCGGCGCUGCUCAUCCCUGGUGGCUGGCACGGGGCAGGCGGGCUCCCGGUGCAGGUGGGGGCCUGAAACCCACGGCAGAGCAAAGCUCCAAGGUCAGUAAGGUAGAGAACGAGACCUGUCACCCACUAUACAGGAUUCAGAAACCUCCCGCGGCUGCACAAGGACCUGUGCAGGCAGCACCGGGGCUCAGCUCCAGCCCCAGCUCCGGACGGAGGCAACCAGCACCAGGACCCCCCGGCCGCAGCCCCCCGCUCGGUGCCCACCUGCAGACGAAGCCCCGGCGCAGGCAGGAUGGUGCUGGCGGCCCCCGCCCUGGCCACCCUCGUCCUCAGCCUCCGAUUUUCCACGGGCCUGGCACAAGCCGCACCGGCUGCCCUGCUCUUCGGCACCGUCCUGUCCGCCACCGAGCCCUUUGCCGACCUUCCAGCCUCGGUCCUGCAAGGAUUGCGGUGCUCCCAGGCCCACCACCUGCCUGCUGCCGCCAUCCUCGCGCUCGCCCGGGAGAUGCGGAACAAAAGCGUGGAGCUGAGCAGUGCCCAGCUGUCGUGCCUGGCCCGGCUGCUCGCUGCCAACAACCUGACGGCCAACUUCAGCAGCUACCCGCCUGACCUGCUGCUCUUCUUCGAUGUGGCUGAGGUGCGCAGCGAGACCUGCGAGGAGUUUUAUUCCCUGGCUGCCCGCGGGAACCUGGAGCUGCUGCCCCGGGGCUCAGCACGGCGCAGGGCAAUCCUGCACGGGGCUCUGGCCUGCGUGGGCGCGAGCAGCUCCCACCUGCGCCCCGAGGAGCUGGGCAGCCUCGGGGCGCUGGUGUGUGACAUGGAGCCGGACACCAUCACGGCCUCGGAUCCCGGCAUCCUGGAGAACCUGAAGCUCUGCACAGCGCUGACGGGGGCUCAGCGGGGUGCUCUCAAUGCCGCCCUCCUCGGGGGCGGCACGGCGUAUGGAGAUCCUUUGGGCUGGGAUUUGCAGACUCUGCAAAGUUUGGGGCCGCUCGUGCUGGCUUUGAACCAGACCACGCUGAGCCUGGUGGCCAAGGCGGUGAGGGAGGCGUUUGCCAGGAGCAUCGCGACCACCUACAGCAGCCAGGGGUGGUCCCAGCGGGAGAAGUCCCUGACCCUCCUGAGCGCCUUCGCAGCGGCCUCAGCAGCCUCUCGCCCCCGGCUGAAGCGGAGCACAGACCGCUGCAUGUCCAAGCCCAUCACCCCCAGCACCCUCUCUGACAGCUUCCUGCUCAUUGACUAUGACACCCCCGAGCAGUUCUACCUCUGCCUGAGCGUUCCGGUUCUGAAAAACAGCCUGGCACUUGUGCUGGAGCAGCCACUCACCACGGACUACCUCCAGAUGGUGAAGAAAAAGCUGCAGGAGGUCUACCCUGCGGGGAUCCCGGAUGACCAGCUGAGGCUGCUGGGGCCGCUGUCCCGGCAGUACACGGCGCAGGAGAUCAGCCAGUGGCAGGUGACCUCCAGCGACACGCUCUGCGCCCUGCUCAGCCCCCUGGACGGCACGUGGAGCGCUGCCCAGAAGCAGCAGCUUAUCGCAAGGUACCUGGAGCUAGGGGGCAAACUAACCGGCCCCUUGCUUCAGAAAAUCGGUGGGAGAUGCCUGUGUAGCCUGAGUGAGGAGCAGAUCAAGAAAGUAACCCCAGAAGCAAUCGGCACUGCCCCACACGCUUCCACCCCCCGGCCCAGCACCGCUCUGGGUUCCGCUGCCACCCCCACAGCCCGGCCUGCUCCAGCCCCUGGCUCCAUCGCCCCGUGCCUCACCCACCAGUCCGCCACCCCAAAGAAGACCACCAGCACGCCGGCUGUCACCCUCCUCGCCACCAUCCUUGCUGCCACCAACCCCAGUGCCACUUCUCCGAGCUCUGUCCCCACACCAGCUGCCACAGGCAGUGCCCCCCCCAGCACUCGUGUCACCAACCCGGCUGUUAGCACCCACGGCACCAGCACCGUGCUGGUGCCCAGUAACGCCCCAGCACCCGGGGGCACCACCAGCCCAGCUCCUGCCACCCAUACCACCACCAUCCCGAGCACCCCCAGUGCUCCCAGUGCCCUUGUCCCAAAGUCGACCGCUGCACCCGCUGCCAUCACAGCCACAGAAACGAACCUUCCCCACAAGCCCACCCCAGUUCCCAACACCACUGUGUCCACCCAAAAGGGUGGCAGCUCCUCAACGGUCAAGACUACAACAUUUGCUUGCAAUGGUGGCCCUCCGGCACUUCUCGGACCCUCUUCCACCACCUCCAGCAGUGAGAACACCAAGAAAACACCCACAGGUGUGCCAGAGCCACCAAAACCAACCCCCGGUGGAUACAUCAAUCUGCAACCUGAACCUGGAUCAGGAUCCAGGCUCUCCUCCUGCGUGGUGCACAUACUGAUCACAGCCGUGGGCUUACCACUGCUGCAAGGGCUUCUCUGACACUACACCACCACCUCUAGCACCAUACUCACUAGAUCCCUCCUUAAAAUUUUCACCAUUCUGCAAAAUAAUGGUGCUGGCAAGCUCCCUGCUGAAACACAGAAACUCAGGAAAGUAAAAGAGUUUGUCUGUUUGCUUCCAGCAAGGAAUUUGCUCAUUAUUUUUGAAGCUGGGAAGUGAAAGGAGGACAGAUGAUUUUCCAUCCCAAAGCAGCCCAACAGAUAAUUACUACCUAGAUGCUCUAUAUAGUACAAGUAUCAGUAACAUUGACUGAGCUGGCAAUGCAUUAAUGCUGACAGCGGGUACAGUUCUGACAGCUUCACUCACACGGGGUGGCGUUUUACUUCUAAGCAGUCCCACUGGGAGCUGUUGAAAACAGUGGGAAAACUCAGGGAUUCAAGUUACUGGCCACUGCAAGAUAGGUAAAAUAUGGCCCACGAAUGCUGCCAGAAAGCUCGGCCAGAAAUCCACUAAACUGCAUUUAACUCGCUUCAUGAACGUAAGAGUUUUCAUCAAUGUUUGUUCAAACUACGCCAAGCCUGAUUAGAGGGAAGAUUAACUGAAGAUAGUUUGUCUUGAUUACUGUUGCAAUGCUAUAUAAUAAAAUAUCAAUC